Molecule: messenger RNA, 1104 nt
Organism: Penicillium bovifimosum
Lineage: Eukaryota; Fungi; Ascomycota; Eurotiomycetes; Eurotiales; Aspergillaceae
Product: ribosome biogenesis TSR3 family protein
Exons: 3
Coding region: 1-1104 (367 amino acids)
Biological process (GO): maturation of SSU-rRNA
Molecular function (GO): rRNA small subunit aminocarboxypropyltransferase activity
Source: RefSeq, a predicted model, not a curated record
AUGGUCCGCCACAAGAAAGACAACUUUGCGCGAGGAGGAGGCAAAAAAUUCAACAACCCCCGCCCCCGAGUGCCCCGCGGCGAUGAAGAAAAUGAGGGCCAGGUCUCUUCGCGACCUCCUUACAAGGCUGCUUGUUGGGACAUGGGACACUGUGACCCCAAGCGAUGCUCAGGGAAACGAUUGAUGAAGCUUGGUCUAAUGCGGGAGCUCCAUAUCGGCCAACGGCACUCAGGCGUGAUUGUCUCGCCAAAUGCCAAGCGGAUUAUCUCUCCUGCCGACAAGGACCUCAUGGAACAAUACGGUGCUGCAGUGGUGGAAUGUUCUUGGGUGCGAGUCAAGGAAGUGCCUUGGUCGCGGAUUGGCGGAAAAUGCGAGAGACUGCUUCCCUACCUAAUCGCUGCCAACACGGUCAACUACGGCAAGCCCUGGCGAUUGAACUGCGUGGAGGCGCUCGCCGCUUGCUUCGCUAUCUGCGGUCGCUUGGAAUGGGCAGAAGAUCUGCUCAGACAUUUCAGUUAUGGGCAAGCUUUUUUGGACAUCAAUAAGGAACUUCUGGCUCGCUACGCUGCCUGCAGUACGGAAGAAGAUAUCAAGAGGACGGAAGAAGAAUGGCUGGCUAAGAUCGAACGCGAGUACGAAGACAGCCGUGUAGAAGGAGGAGAUGAUAUGUGGACCAAGGGUAACACCAAUCGGUUGCCUGCGCGGAAUUCAGACGAUGAGAGCGGAGACGAAGAUGACGAAGAGGAUAGCGAAGAGGAAGAAGACAAAGAUCCCUUUGCGAUCUCCGAUGACUCCGAAGACGAAGAGCAAAUGGCUGAGAUUCGCCGCAAGAUCUUGAAUUCGAAAGCGUUCCAGAAUGAGCAGAAUGAGCAAGAAGACGAGAAGCAACCCGAGAAGAUCGCUCGGCCGCAGCAGCAGCUGUAUGUGGAUUCCGAUGCUGAGUCCGGCUCGGCGGCAAGCGAGGAUGAAGAAUUCGACAAUAUCAUCAAUGCCACUACCGUCACUGACCGCACCGGGAUCAACGCGAUUCAGCAGCGGAGAAAACAGGAGACCAUGUCUGCAUCUUUCUCUCGGGCUGAGAUUUCUGCCCCAAAGAGAUGGUGA